Messenger RNA from Manis javanica (Malayan pangolin), 8964 nucleotides. RefSeq names its product lysine acetyltransferase 6A (gene KAT6A). Gene Ontology annotation, molecular function: DNA binding; transcription coregulator activity; histone H3 acetyltransferase activity. NCBI's taxonomy places the organism in Eukaryota, Metazoa, Chordata, Mammalia, Pholidota, Manidae. Gene Ontology annotation, cellular component: chromatin; nucleus; nucleosome. Gene Ontology annotation, biological process: regulation of transcription by RNA polymerase II; nucleosome assembly. The record is from RefSeq and is a predicted model, not a curated record.
UGAAAUGUACAUUUUUCUGCUGGGCAUGAGAUGUUCUUGAAUUCUUACAACUUUAUGAAGAGACCCAUGUAUGGUGCUAUUGCGAAAUUCAUUAGGAAGUUUGAAGACAUUUCAAAUAACAGGUUGUUUUGAUUUCUGAAGUGAAAGUGGGGAGGCAUUCUGUUUUAUGGAAGGAGGAAGGACUCGGGUCAGAAAACUUGUAUGCUAUGGUUAGCUGGUUUCCAGCUUCCGAGAAUGUUGUUUUCCAUGGUGUAAAACUUACUGAGCAUCAGGAUAAGGGAUAACGACUCUAUGGAUAUACAGAAUCCUUCACCAUGGUAAAACUCGCUAACCCGCUGUAUACUGAGUGGAUUUUGGAGGCCAUCAAAAAAGUGAAGAAGCAGAAACAACGUCCUUCAGAAGAAAGGAUAUGCAAUGCAGUGUCUUCAUCCCAUGGCUUGGAUCGUAAAACUGUUUUAGAACAAUUGGAAUUGAGUGUUAAAGAUGGAACAAUUUUAAAAGUCUCAAAUAAAGGACUCAAUUCCUAUAAAGAUCCUGAUAAUCCUGGACGAAUAGCACUUCCUAAACCUCGAAACCAUGGAAAAUUGGAUAAUAAACAAAAUGCAGAUUGGAAUAAACUGAUCAAGCGAGCAGUUGAAGGCUUGGCUGAGUCCAGUGGCUCAACUUUGAAAAGCAUUGAGCGUUUUUUGAAAGGUCAGAAGGAUGUGUCUGCAUUAUUCGGAGGCAGUGCAGCCUCUGGCUUUCACCAGCAGUUACGAUUGGCCAUUAAACGUGCCGUUGGCCACGGCAGACUCCUUAAAGAUGGACCUCUUUAUCGGCUCAACACUAAAGCAGCCAAUGUGGAUGGGAAAGAGAGUUGUGAGUCUCUUUCCUCUUUACCUCCAGUGUCACUUCUUCCACAUGAAAAGGAUAAGCCAGUUGCUGAACCAAUCCCCAUCUGUAGUUUCUGUCUUGGUACAAAAGAACAAAACCGAGAAAAGAAGCCAGAGGAACUCAUCUCCUGUGCUGACUGUGGCAACAGUGGUCAUCCAUCCUGUUUAAAAUUUUCCCCUGAGCUAACGGUUAGAGUGAAGGCCUUGCGGUGGCAGUGCAUCGAGUGUAAAACUUGCAGCUCUUGUCGAGAUCAAGGCAAAAAUGCAGAUAACAUGCUCUUUUGUGAUUCCUGUGACCGAGGUUUUCACAUGGAGUGUUGUGAUCCACCACUCACCCGGAUGCCUAAAGGCAUGUGGAUAUGUCAAAUAUGUCGACCUCGGAAAAAAGGAAGAAAACUUCUACAGAAGAAGGCAGCACAGAUAAAACGGCGCUAUGCUAAUCCAAUAGGACGUCCAAAAAACAGGUUACAGAAACAAAACACGGUGUCAAAAGGUCCCUUCAGCAAAGUUCGAACUGGUCCUGGAAGGGGUCGGAAACGUAAAAUCACUCUUUCCAGCCAAUCAGCAUCAUCGUCAGAAGAAGGCUAUUUAGAGCGAAUAGAUGGCUUGGAUUUCUGCAGAGAUAGCAGUGUUCCCUUGAAGUUCAACAAGAAAACCAAAGGGCUCAUUGAUGGCCUUACCAAAUUCUUCACCCCUUCUCCUGAUGGGCGGAAACCUCGAGGAGAAGUGGUGGACUACUCUGAGCAAUAUAGAAUCAGGAAGAAGGGCAGCAGAAAGUCAAGCACUUCAGAUUGGCCCACAGACAAUCAGGAUGGCUGGGAUGGCAAACAAGAGAGUGAGGAACGGCUUUUUGGGAGCCAGGAAAUCAUGACUGAGAAAGAUAUGGAAUUAUUUCGUGAUAUCCAAGAACAAGCACUGCAGAAAGUUGGAGUGACUGGUCCGCCUGAUCCACAAGUGCGCUGUCCCUCUGUCAUUGAGUUUGGGAAGUAUGAAAUUCACACCUGGUACUCCUCCCCAUAUCCUCAAGAAUACUCAAGGCUGCCUAAACUGUAUCUUUGUGAAUUCUGUCUAAAAUACAUGAAAAGCAGAACCAUUCUACAGCAGCACAUGAAGAAAUGUGGUUGGUUCCAUCCUCCUGCCAAUGAGAUUUACAGAAAGAAUAAUAUUUCUGUCUUUGAGGUUGAUGGGAAUGUGAGUACCAUUUAUUGUCAGAACCUGUGUCUCUUGGCAAAGUUGUUUCUUGACCACAAGACACUCUAUUAUGACGUGGAGCCAUUUCUUUUUUAUGUACUCACACAGAAUGAUGUCAAGGGCUGCCACCUUGUUGGCUACUUUUCUAAAGAAAAGCACUGCCAACAGAAAUACAACGUUUCCUGUAUAAUGAUUCUUCCCCAAUACCAGCGUAAGGGCUAUGGCAGGUUUCUCAUCGAUUUCAGUUAUUUGUUAUCAAAGCGUGAAGGCCAAGCAGGAUCUCCGGAGAAACCAUUAUCUGAUCUAGGGCGUCUCUCCUACAUGGCUUACUGGAAAAGUGUAAUAUUGGAGUGCCUUUAUCACCAAAAUGACAGGCAAAUCAGCAUCAAGAAGUUAAGCAAGUUAACCGGAAUCUGCCCUCAAGACAUUACUUCUACACUCCACCACCUACGAAUGCUGGACUUCCGUAGUGACCAAUUUGUGAUUAUCCGCCGGGAAAAACUUAUCCAGGAUCACAUGACAAAGCUUCAGCUGAAUUUGCGACCUGUAGAUGUCGAUCCAGAAUGUUUGCGCUGGACUCCCAUCAUAGUGUCCAAUUCUGUUGUCUCAGAGGAGGAAGAAGAGGAGCCUGAGGAAGGAGAAAAUGAAGAGCCGCAGUGCCAAGAAAGGGACCUAGAGACUAGUGUGGGAAAGUCUGCAUCUCGAGAGAACAAAGAACAAGAUUCUUAUUCUCCAGUAGAAACUGAGAAGAAGCCAGAAGUGAUGGUGCCAGCCAGUUCUACCCGUUUGAACAAACCAGCCCUUUCCCGUGAUAGUCUUCCUGCAAAUAGUCAGCCGUCUCGGAGAGGCCGCUGGGGAAGGAAGAACAGAAAAGCCCAGGAGCAUUUUGGUGACACGGAUUUGAAACUGCUCUUGGAAGAGACGUCAGCUCCUCAAGAACAAUAUGGAGAAUGUGAGGAAAAAUCAGAAUUCUCCCAAGAACAGUAUCCUGCAAGUGAGGAGCCGUUGGCAGCCUCUCAGGAGCAGCCAAGCCAGGAAGGGAAGCCAGACCUUCCCAAAAGAAGACUGAGUGAGGGGGUUGAGCUGUGGCGGGGACAGCUGAGGACAAGCCCGGAGGCUCUGAAGUGUAGGCUGCCGGAGGGCAAUGGCCGGCUGCCCCGCCGCUACAGCGAGGGCGACAGGGCUCUGCUCAGGGGCUUCAGUGAGAGCAGCGAGGAGGAGGAGGAGCUGGAGAGUCCCCGCUCCAGCUCGCCGCCAGUCCUUACAAAGCCCACCCUGAAGCGGAAGAAGCCAAUUCUUCACCGAAGACGGAGAGUCCGGAAACGCAAACACCACAACAGCAGUGUGGUCACAGAAACCAUUUCUGAGACUACAGAGGUAUUGGACGAGCCCUUUGAAGACUCUGACUCCGAGAGGCCCAUGCCAAGGUUAGAGCCCACGUUUGAGAUGGAGGAGGAGGAGGAGGAAGAGGAUGACAGCGAGCUCUUCUCUCAAGGGUACUUCCGUCGCCUGUCCUCCCAGGAUGUCCUCAGGUGUCGGUCCUCUUCACAGAGGCCAUCUAGAGAUGAAGAUGAUGAUGAAGAGUCAGAUGAUGCUGAUGAUACUCCUAUCCUAAAGCCAGUAUCUCUCUUGAGAAAAUGUGAUGUGAAGGAUUCUCCACUUGAGCCAGAUACUUCCACACCUAUGAAAAAGAAAAAGGGGUGGCCCAAAGGCAAGAGCCGCAAACCCAUCCACUGGAAGAAAAGACCUGGUCGCAAACCAGGAUUUAGGUUGAACCGAGAAAUCCUAUCUGUGUCUAGUCAAGGAUGCAUUGUUGAGCCCAUUGUCCCCAUUCCUAAACCUGGACGUAGACCCAAAAUUCAAGAGAAUGAAGAAACUAUUGAACCAAAAGAAGACUUGACUUUAACUGAAGAGAGAAGGGAAGAGGAAGAGAUGCACGUGGACGCUGAAGAGAUUGAAGACGGGGAAGAGGAAGACACAGCCAGCAGUGGGGUGAGAGCAGCGUCUCCCGUGGAGAGCAGUAACAGCCCCGACGCGGGAGCCAGGGAACCCGGGGCGGAGGACGACGACGAGAGGCCCCGGGUCUCUGGAGAGCAGAGGCAGUCCGAGGAAGAGCCGCAGGAGCCGGAAGAGCAGGAGCAUGAGGAGGAGGAGGAAGCGGCUGUGGAGAUGACCCAGAACGAGGACCGCGAUGCAGAUGAUGAAGAUGACGGCCAUUUGGAAUCUGCAGAGAAAAAAGAGCCAGAGGAGCCGCCCGCCGCGGAAGAUGUCAAAGAGGAGCCUGGUGGCCAGGAGUCUUUUUUAGAUACUAACAUGCAGAGCAGUAGGGAGAAUAUAAAGGACAAAGACGAGACAGAGCUGGAGUCUGAAGAGGAGCAGACUUCCCAUGACACCUCCGUGGUGUCGGAGCCCAUGCCGGGGUCCGAGGACGAUCACGAAGAAGAUUCAAACGCUAAAGAAGAAUUAGUUGAGUUAAAAGAGGAGGAAGAGAUUCCUCAUAGUGACCUGGACCUGGAAACUGUGCAAGCAGUGCAGUCCUUGACUCAAGAAGAAAGUAAUGAGCACGAGGGCGCCUACCAGGACUGUGAAGAGACUCUGGCGGCUUGUCAGACCCUGCAGAGUUACACCCAGGCAGAGGAGGACCCUCAGAUGUCCAUGGUUGAAGACUGCCAUGCCUCAGAGCAUAACAGCCCCAUGUCCUCUGUGCAGUCCCACCCCAGCCAGUCUGUCCGCUCUGUCAGCAGUCCCAGCGUGCCUGCCCUGGAAAGUGGCUACACGCAAAUCAGCCCGGAACAGGGGUCCCUGUCCGCCCCGUCUAUGCAGAACCUGGAGACUAGCCCCAUGAUGGAUGUGCCUUCCGUGUCCGACCACUCGCAGCAGGUGGUGGACAGCGGCUUCAGUGACCUGGGUAGCAUUGAGAGCACCACGGAGAACUACGAGAACCCCAGCAGCUAUGACUCCACGAUGGGCGGCAGCAUCUGUGGGAAUAACUCCUCCCAGAGCAGCUGCUCCUAUGGGGGGCUGUCGUCCUCCAGCAGCCUCACCCAGAACAGCUGUGUUGUCACCCAGCAGAUGGCAAACAUGGGCAGCAGCUGCAGCCUGAUGCAGCAGAACGGCGUGCAGCCCACCGCCAACUGCAGCAUCAAGUCCCCGCAGAGCUGCGUGGUGGAGAGGCCCCCCAGCAACCAGCAGCCGCCGCCGCCACCGCCGCAGCCUCCGCAGCCGCCGCCGCCACCGCCGCCACCGCAGCCUGCACCGCAGCCGCCUCCCCAGCCUCCACCGCCGCCGCAGCCCCCGCAGCCACCGCCACAGCAGCCCCCGCUGUCGCAGUGCAGUAUGAACAACAGUUUCACGCCUGCGCCCAUGAUCAUGGAGAUCCCGGAGUCCGGAAGCGCCGCCAACAUAAGCAUCUACGAGAGGAUUCCGGGGGACUUCGGGGCGAGCGGCUACUCGCAGCCGUCGGCCACCUUCAGCUUGGCCAAGUUGCAGCAGCUGACUAACACCAUUAUGGACCCUCAUGCCAUGCCUUAUAGCCAUUCCCCUGCCGUGACCUCCUAUGCAACCAGUGUUUCUCUGUCUAACACGGGCCUGGCUCAGCUAGCUCCGUCCCAUCCCUUAGCUGGGGGCCCUCAAGCACAAGCCACCAUGACGCCGCCCCCGAACUUGGCAUCCACCACCAUGAACCUCACGUCGCCUCUGCUGCAGUGCAACAUGUCUGCCACCAACAUUGGCAUUCCUCACACUCAGAGGCUGCAAGGGCAGAUGCCAGUCAAGGGGCACAUUUCCAUCCGCUCCAAAUCGGCACCGCUGCCCUCUGCGGCUGCUCACCAGCAGCAGCUGUACGGCCGCAGCCCCUCAGCCGUGGCCAUGCAGGCUGGCCCGCGUGCACUCGCUGUUCAGCGUGGCAUGAACAUGGGGGUGAAUUUGAUGCCAACCCCCGCUUAUAACGUCAAUUCCAUGAAUAUGAAUACCUUGAACGCCAUGAACAGUUAUCGAAUGACGCAGCCCAUGAUGAACAGCAGUUACCACAGUAACCCUGCCUACAUGAACCAGACAGCACAGUACCCUAUGCAGAUGCAGAUGGGGAUGAUGGGGAGCCAGGCCUACCCCCAGCAGCCCAUGCAGCCAAACCCUCAUGGAAACAUGAUGUAUGCGGGCCCCUCGCACCACAGCUACAUGAACGCCACGGGUGUGCCCAAGCAGUCGCUCAACGGCCCGUACAUGAGGAGAUGAGCAGAGCGGCUUGCGCUCAGCCUUCAGUACAUAGGGACAAAGGAGCCUUUUAUACUGACAGACCAGAGAAAAAUGGACCUUUUUUCCAGUUAAAAUAUUGCUGUAGAUUUAGAGGAAUUUUUCUUUGGUUUAUUUUUAUUUUUUAGAAAACCUGAUCUCUUUUUUUGGGUUUAUUUUGUUCUGGGUUUUGGUUUUCUUCAUAAUCUUGAACAUUUUACAAUAGAACUCAUCUAGAAAUGGAUUUGGGGAUAGGGAAAACAUGCACAAAAAUCUUUUCAUAAUUAAAAAGAGCCUUACUUUCUUUACACACCACAUGGACAGAAUUUGUGUAAAAGUGACUUAUCUUUAUUUUUAAUUUUAAAAUGUGUGUUUCCCCUCACUGUUGCAGCUCCCAAUGUUGUCAUUUUUAAAUGUUAUAUAUACAUCUCUAGGGUUAACCGGACCCUUUCCUCCAAACCCAACCUUGCAUUUCCUUCUUCAUUCCAGCAGGAGGCACUUAGGGGAGAUUGGACGGGGACAUGGAGAACAACCAAGCUCCUUAAACUUAUUAUAUUGUUAAUAUUAUUAUUAUUAUUAUUAAUAAAGUGAGGCAGGAAAAUGCUCUCCUUUCAAAAUCCCCUCCACUCCCUGCAUACACACAAACCUCUUGAAACCUUUCCCCGAGAAUGUUUCUUUAUAGGUGGACUUCAUUGAAAUGUUUUUCUUAAAUCAAGUGUAAUAUAAUUGUUUUUAAACUAUGCCCACUCAGCACUCAGAGACACAAAAACACUGUAAGUCUCAAUUAACAGCAGAAUCUCAGAAGAAAGCUGUUUGCAAUCCUAAUCCAGCCUUGAAGGAAUAGAGAUGGUCAAUUAACAAUCAAAAGAGGAAAUUAACCUCGUUUUUUACCACCUGGUGAAUCAGCCAUACUGCACAUAUUCCACACAGCCUCUUGUUUUUAGUAUGUACUUUGAGAUGCUAAGGGUCUAGAUUCUUGAGCUUUUGAUUAAACUCAAACAGCAGUCCCCAGUGAUAAGCCUUUUACAUUCUUAGGUGAAGUGUUGGUGGAUGACUGUACAUUUCAGUGAUUUGAAAAAUACCUGACAAACCUUUGACACUGUUUAUGUUAUGUUGGAAGAGAUGACGCUGAAUGUGUGUCAUAAGGGAGACCAUGUGUGAGUUUUAUGGCUACUUAAGUGAUAACAUACCUCUGGUUUUUAUUUGUCCUUUGAGAUCCUGAGUUCAUCCUCUGUGAAUCGGAGUGCACCAGCCCCUCGCCUGCGAGUGGCUGAGAGAAGAGGGAUAAACCAACCACCAGCAUAGUAGGGCAAAUCUGGACAGCAGGGUUUUAGCAGGCUCCUAUGUUGCUCCCAACUCCCUUCUCUUUUCUCUUGUGCAGCCAGUUUGCUCAUUCUCUUCCUAUUACUCGCUCCAGGGAUAGGUAAAAAAAAUUAUAUAUAUAUAUAUAUACACACACAUAUAUAUAUGUUCCAUCAUUUGAAGAUGGAAACUAUUAUACCACUCGGUAUGUGCAGUCAAAUAUCCAAAAGGGGGAAUGCUUAAACAAAUACCUGUAAGCAUUAAAUUCUCUCCUUCAUUUGUACAUUUUUAUAUAGAUACAUUUUUGAAGUACUAAUUAGACAUUAAAAUUUUCAAACGCACAGGUUUGUUGGUUUUUUUUAUACACUUUAAUUGACUUUCUCAAUUAAAUGUGUUAGGUAGAAAAAGGCAGAACCCCACAUCUUACCGCUGUCAGUUCUGAGCAUGUGCAAGGCUGUGUAGGACCCAGUUUCUCUGUAUAUACUCUCCCAAUUUCUGGUCACCUAUGUAGAAAGUGCACUGUGCUGCCCUCUCCCUACAUCUUCAGCUCUGUCAUUGCUUCCUGGUUGGGGUGGGGAUGGGGUGGGGUUGGGAGGGAGGUAUAUCGGGAGGAGGGUGGGUCAAGGCAGAAGGAGAAGCUGUUGAAAUGAGGGCCGUGAAUUCCGUUUCUGUUGGUUUGCGGUUGUGUUUGGUUUUGUUUCUUUCUUAAAAAGAAAAUUUCAAUCGGGCAGCUCCCUUUUCCACAAGCCUUUUUGUGACUGUAGAACUAUUGUAGAGAAAAAUGUUCUUUUCUAUAUUAUGAAAGAAAUGAUCCAACACAGUAAUAUUGGUACCUGUCAUUUUUUCACUUCUGUUUAAAAAAAAAUGUAUUUUUAGCAAGAUAACUUGGGUAAUCUUCUAAAAGAGAAAUUUAAAAACUCACUAUUAGUGACUUUGAUGCCUUUUAAAAUAAGAGCUUUUUCAUUUCAUUCCAUCUUUAAAAUUUUUUAUCUUUGUUGUAGAAUAUUAAAAACUAUUUUAAGAAAGAUAAAAAUUCUCUUUAAAGAGAUCUCUAGAGUGUGUGAAUAGAGCUCCAGAUGCCUCUAAAAGCCGCAUGUACAAAUGAAGCUAAGUCUAUUCCUGUCUGUUUAUAUUUGCUUUUCCUGUUUUGUAGCCUCUUUGUACUUCGUUCCUGGUGACUUGUGGGCUGAGGGGAAGGGGUGCCCAGAUGCCUUUGUAUUCCUCCGUGUCACGCGCUCCUGGGCCAGUCAGUCUCCCUUCCUCUCCUUGUAUGUAAUAUCACUUUUUUUCCCCCUUUCUAGCAAGUACUUUCAAAAGAACUCUGUACAUUUUAACAUAAAAAAAAUAAAUUAUGUUGAGCCAUUUUGGA